AUGUGUCACGAUGACACCACUUUAAAUUGUGUCAAUGAUGUGAUCAACGGCUCUAUUGAGGUAGGAGUGCUCUCUACAGUACCCAGAAAGAAAUUUACGUUCAAAGUUUUUGUAAUGAGCGAUUUGGAUGACGGAUUUUCUGGAUUUUCCGUCGUGCGAGGCCAAAAUUUUUUGACCUACUGUAAGUCGUACUCCUAGCCAUAUACAGCCGUUUUUUAUACCACUGGUACAUUUUAAAAUGGUGUCAUCGUGACAUAUUUACUGGACACACAAGGAUUUAUAUACAAGUCCCUAUUAAUAUAUAUAUGUAGGUUCAUUAUAGCCUAAAAUAGUGUACUGUGGUUUUCGCAAUUGUUUGUUAGAGGCAGGUUUCGUUCAACAGGACUUUGUUGUACAAGGUGGGCCAAAAAGUCGGGAUAAAAAUCAAUUCCACAGAGCUUCUUCCGUGCGCCCUGAGAAUCAUACCUUUUUGCAUGUUCAGCAAAGGUUUCAGUCGGCGUUCUAUGCAGCAACAGCAAUGCCAUGGUUAGGGCCUAUGCUCAGCCUGCGCUGCAAUGCUUGUAUCAACGUGUCCCAUAA
Messenger RNA from Bursaphelenchus xylophilus (pine wood nematode), 579 nucleotides. Lineage: Eukaryota; Metazoa; Nematoda; Chromadorea; Rhabditida; Aphelenchoididae. The record is from the annotation of a GenBank genome assembly.